Molecule: messenger RNA, 720 nt
Organism: Rhizoctonia solani
Lineage: Eukaryota; Fungi; Basidiomycota; Agaricomycetes; Cantharellales; Ceratobasidiaceae
Product: RNase H domain-containing protein
Exons: 2
Coding region: 1-720 (239 amino acids)
Source: RefSeq, a predicted model, not a curated record
AUGAUUUUCAGCAUUAUAACCUUGUACAGUGUUCUGGACAGAAGGCUCAAUUUCAAGGAGCAUACUGCAGUAACAGUUGUCAAAGCCAAAGCCACACUGGCUGGCCUCCAAAUGCUAGCCAGCUCCCAGAAUGGACUGUCCAUAUACCACACAUGCAUCUUGUACAAGGCCAGUGUCACCCCCAUCCUGACUUAUGGGCUCCCUCUGUGGUUUCAUGGAUUGUCCAUCUCCCCUUUCUACAUCACAUGUCUAAGAAUCAUCAAGAACCUUGCCAACAAACUCAGGUCCAGUCCCACCCAAUCAGAACUUGCACACCAACUGCCCACCUCCUGGGACUUCUUCACCAUCACUGACAACAUCCCAAGGUCUCCUGUUGAGUUUGCUGCAUCCUUCUCCCACUCAAAUGCUGAGUUCAUCACCCUAUACCUCAUUCACUCAGCUGCCCCCACCAAUCCAUGGCCAGACCAACUUAUGGUUGACAAGAGGUUGCCCAGCAGCUCCAAGAAGGCUGCAGCCAGGAUAAUCAAGAACAAAAUUGAAAUAGCCAAAGCCAACCGUGACGGUAACACUGUUCACAGCCCCCCCAACGGUCACGCCAGCGUUCUUUCCACCACGUCCAAGGUUGGACUUGGAUACAUUGUUAAAUACGGGAGAAAACACUGGAAAAAGGAUCUCACGGCAUGGGACCCAGAGCAAACAUCUACGACGCCGAAAUGCUAG